AUGCCAAAUCUAACCAAAUUUCAAGAAUCCUGGUUACGUAAAACCGAUAGUGCUGGGAACCAAGUGAAGCAAUGGUGUCGUGCAGACAACACUUCACCUCAUAAAGCCUUUUGCAUGUUGUGCUGCAAGUCAAUACAGUGCAGUAAUUCAGGAUUUAAACAACUCCUUCAUCAUGCUGAAGGAAAAAGGCAUUCUGAUUUAGCAGUUGCACGAUUUGGAAAAACCCAAAAACACCUGGAAAAAGGAGCGACAUCUACCAGACCAUCGAGUAGCAGUCCACCUUUACACAAUGAAGCAUCUACAUCAAGUACAUCAGCAUCUACAUCAAGUACAUCAGCACCUACAUCAAGUACAUCAUAUGUGAUACAAAGUCCUAGUCUUCAGGAGAAAAUUGCCUCUGCAGAAAUUCUGUGGGCCCUAAAAGUUGCUCAGAGUAACUAUAGCUAUUCAUCAUGUGAUGCAACACCUGCUCUUUUCAAGAGAAUGUUCCCUGGUGAUGUUGCUGAACAUUUUUCAAUGAGCAAAUCCAAAGUAUCGUAUCUUCUUUCGGAUGGCUUGGGACCGCAUUUCAGGCGAGAGAUGUGUGCUUCAAUCUGCGAAACAAAGAGUGUGUUUACGUUGCAAUAUGACGAAACCGCGAAUACACAGAACCGCAAGCAGUGUGAUUUGCUUCUGCGAUACUGGUCUGAAGCUGCUGGUGAAAUUCGUGUGCAGUUCUUGAAGGCACUGAUGUUUGGACAUGCCAAAGGGAAAGAUGUUUCCUUGGCUAUAUUGGAGACAUUGCAGGAGGAAGGCUAUCAGUUGCCAUUAGCACAGCUGAUUAGCCUAGGAUCGGAUGGCCCUAAUGUUAAUAAAACAAUUUGGAAUUUGAUCAAUGAACACAUGAAGACCAAUGGCCUGCAUGGAAUUCUCCCUUUUAUUCCGUGUAACUUGCACAUCGUUCACAAUGCAUUCAGACAAGGUCUGAAUAUAUUUGGAGAACAAGCGGAACAGCUUGUUCUAGAUCUUUUCUUUUUCUUGAAGGCAUCGCCAUGUCGGAAAGAAGAUUUUUUCGAAACACAGCUUGGCCUUGGUUUAGAUAGUGGAUUGUUUAUCAAACAUGUCCAGAGUCGUUGGCUUACGCUUAUUCCCGCGGUUAAAAGAGUUCUGAUCUGCUGGGAUGCUGUCGAGAAAUAUUUUCUAAUCGAAUUGCCAAGAAUUAUGGCAAAAGAGAAGAAAGAAGCGUCACUGAAAAAUAACGAACGAUACAAGAGAAUCUGUCAGAAGAUUAAAAAUCCAGAGAUCUUUGUACAGUUGCACUUUCUUCAAAAUUUAGAAUCAGUAUUCCAUCCUUUCCUUGCCUUUUUCCAGAAGGAGGAACCACUUAUCCACAUCCUGUACCACAAGCUGUCGGAGCUUUUGCGCACCAUCAUGUUUCGUUUCCUUAAGCCUGGUGUUGUUGGAGAGAAUACAGGGAAAAAUCUUAAGGCGGUGGAGUUGAGCAAACCUGAGAACCAGCUGAGCGAUCAGUUAAUUGAAGUUGGUGAAACCACUCGCAAGAAGGCGUUGAAGAAGCUAAAGCCUGGCCAAGAAAAAGGGCUACUUCUUGAUGUCAGAAUGUUCUAUCAGACCACCACAAAGUAUUUAAUGGAUCGUCUUCCUAUUGGUAGAGGAAUUGUAAAAGAUCUCUCUUGUUUGAAUCCACUUCUGCAAAAAGAGUCCCAAGGAAUGCAGGCAGUGCAACGAACCGCAAGAAAACUUCCUCAAAUCAUCACAGAGGAGGAGUUGCCUUUGCUCACUGACGAAUGGAGAGUGUACCAGGCGCAGGAUAUACCUGAAAACUGGUAUAUAUCAGGACGCAAAGAGGAUGGAACAACGGAGUACGAGAGAGUAGACCACUAUUGGCAGAAAGUUCUUGACCAAAAGAACGUUACAGGAUCACCGCGCUACAAAAUUCUUGCGAAGCUAGUGAAGGCAGGUUUGUGUCUUGCCCAUGGUAACGCAGAGGUUGAGAGGAGCCUAUCUGAGAACAAGAAGGUGGUAACUAAUGAGCGCACCCUCCUUUCCGAUGCAUCCAUCAACGCACUACGAAGUACGAAAGAUGCCAUCAGAGUGACAGCGUCUGGCCAAGCCCACAUGAUGCCUAUCACCCCUGCCUUGAUCCAAGCACGCCGAAAUGCUAAUAGUGUUUACACUGCACGUCUAGCGGAAGACAAAAAGUCGUCAGAUAUAGAGAAGAAGUUGAAAGACAAAAGGACAGCAGAGAAAGAGGAAAUGCAGAAUAUUGCAAAAUUGCUGGAGGUAAGGGAAAAGUGGCAACGACUUUUCUGCAUUUUAAUAAAGUAAAAGUGAGGUCUAUUCAUAAUUUCAUAUUGUUGUGUUUAAUCAGUUUAUCACGAAUAUUAACCACAAAAUAUUUUAAGGCAAAAAAGAAGACCCUUGAAGAGAAAGACAGCAGCAUUGCGCAGGAGCAGUUGCGGCAAGAAGAAGAGCUACGAAAUGCAGAAUCCCUCUACUCUGAAGCAAGCAACAGGCUACAAAAUGCCAUCAAAGAAAGAGACAUGAAUGAAAUGUCGGUAGUUCAAGGCCUCAUGGACGUCGCCAGUAAAAAGAUGGAAUCAGCCAGAAGGAAAUUGGAAGACUGUCGAAAGAACCAGAUUACGAUUGGUAGUAAGAGAAAGAGAGUAGUUGAGAAAUAUUCAUCUACCCUCACGAAACUUGUAAAUAACACUAAGUAA
Messenger RNA from Paramuricea clavata, 2717 nucleotides. Lineage: Eukaryota; Metazoa; Cnidaria; Anthozoa; Malacalcyonacea; Plexauridae. The record is from the annotation of a GenBank genome assembly.